Lottia gigantea (owl limpet) is the source of this 210-nucleotide messenger RNA. RefSeq lists its product as hypothetical. Lineage: Eukaryota; Metazoa; Mollusca; Gastropoda; Lottiidae. The annotation marks the transcript as partial. The record is from RefSeq and is a predicted model, not a curated record. The transcript is spliced from 2 exons.
AUGACAAAUAAUUCUUCAUUCAUUUCUUUUUUUCCAGAACGUUAUCACAUGGCUUAUAAGUUUACCAAUUCUGAGUGUAAAAUUAUUCGAAAUAUUUUACAGUCACAUGGCUUCCAUGAGAUUCAUCCCAAUAGUUCAGAUUAUAACUUAGUAUGGUCUAAUGGCCAUCUCAAACCAUUUACAUUACGCAGUAUGUCAGAAUCCAGAAGA